AUUUACGCCAAUCCAAGGCUAAACUAUAUUUUCAUUAACCGCAUUGCAUCUGCGCCAAGUUUACGGUCACUGGUGAAACAACAUUAUGGAGUUAUAUGAUCACUUUUAUCGGAUUUUCAAUUCUUCUGUGCUUGUGUUGUUUUCUUGUAUGGAUGUGGUCACGGCCCUUGAAUUCAACGUGACGGUACCAUUCGGAGCAGAACUCCACCCGGGAGACCGAUUCACGGCGUCCUGUAACAUCUGGGGAUAUCCCCCCAUUGACCUCGUCACAGAUCUGACGGUGCACUGGAAAUUCCAGGAUAGCUAUAUUUGUGUUUUUGGAGAUAAAAUGGAAGAUGUUUCUGAAAAAUAUCAAUGUUCCUCAGUAACGGAAUAUGACCAAGAAAGCUUUAUUUUAUCAAUCUCAGCGGUGUCUUCAGAAGACAACGGUAAUUACACCUGUGAAGUCAAGGAAAAGAAGAAAACAUCACCGAUGCAAUCCCUAGUAGAGCUUAUAGUUGUUGAACCUACGACAGUGUUACAAAUCACGGAAAAUCCAGAAACCACCGCCGCCACAACCAUGGCUGCUAAAAACGGAUGUCCUUCAAGUCACUUUCAACACCUUUUAUUGCCUCUGUGUAUCCAAAUAUUGUCAUUUGUUAUCCUACAUUUUUAG
Molecule: messenger RNA, 655 nt
Organism: Saccostrea cuccullata (small rock oyster)
Lineage: Eukaryota; Metazoa; Mollusca; Bivalvia; Ostreida; Ostreidae
Exons: 5
Coding region: 86-655 (189 amino acids)
Source: RefSeq, a predicted model, not a curated record